Molecule: messenger RNA, 3175 nt
Organism: Neofelis nebulosa (Clouded leopard)
Lineage: Eukaryota; Metazoa; Chordata; Mammalia; Carnivora; Felidae
Gene: WHAMM
Product: WASP homolog associated with actin, golgi membranes and microtubules
Exons: 10
Coding region: 112-2424 (770 amino acids)
Biological process (GO): Arp2/3 complex-mediated actin nucleation; endoplasmic reticulum to Golgi vesicle-mediated transport
Cellular component (GO): cytoplasm; endoplasmic reticulum-Golgi intermediate compartment membrane
Molecular function (GO): actin binding; Arp2/3 complex binding
Source: RefSeq, a predicted model, not a curated record
GCUGACGCCAGCACAGUUCGAGAAGAAUGUCGCGGUCCGCGGCGGGCCGCGGCGGGUGCGGGAAGGCCGGGCCCGCGCGAGCCGAGCCCUUCGGCCGCUGAGCCGCCGGCCAUGGAGGACGAGCAGCCCGACAGCUUGGAGGGCUGGGUGCCGGUCCGCGAGGACCUCUUCGCCGUGCCCGAGCGCCACCAGCUGCGCUUCCUCGUGGCCUGGAACGACGCGGAGGGCAAGUUCGCGGUGACCUGUCACGACCGCACGGCGCAGCGGCGGCGGCGGCGCGAGGGGAGCCGGCCCGAGCCCGAGCCCGCCGCGUCCCCCCCCAGCUGGUCGGGCCUGCUGUCGGCCGCCGGGCUCCGCGGCGCGCACCGGCAGCUGGCGGCGCUGUGGCCGCCGCUGGAGCGCUGCUUCCCGCCGCUGCCGCCCGAGCUGGACGCGCGCGCCGGCGGGGCCUGGGGCCUGGGGCUCGGGCUGUGGGCGCUGGUGUGGCCGGCGCGCGCGGGCCCCGGCGACGCGGCGCUGCAGGAGCUGUGCGCGCGGCUGGAGCGCUACCUGGGCGAGGCGGCCACCGGCUGCGGCGGCGCGGCGGUGCGCGACGCGCUCUUCCCGGCGGAGGGCGGCGCGGCCGACUGCGAGAGUCCGCGCAACUUCCGGGAGCGGGCCCUGCGCGCCCGGUGGGCCGCGGCGGACGCGCGGCUGUGCCAGGUUCUUCAGGAGCAUGAUAAAGCCCACACCAUGGUGGCAUUAAUGAAAGUCUAUCGAGAGGAAGAUGAAGCUUACCAGGAAUUAGUUAUGGUGGCAACCAUGUUCUUCCAGUAUUUGCUGCAGCCGUUUAGGGAUAUGAGAGAAGUUGCAACCUUAUGUAAGCUUGAUAUUUUGAAAUCCUUGAAUGAGGAUGAUCUGGGUCCUAAAAGGAUAGUGGCCUUGCAGAAGGAAGCCAAAGAAUGGAGCAGAAGGGCUGAAGAAGCUGUAGUCUCUAUUCAGGACAUCACAGUGAAUUAUUUUAAAGAAACAGUAAAAGCGUUAGCAGGAAUGCAGAAACAAAUGGAACAGGAUGAGAAGAGGUUUGGCCAAGCUGCCUGGGCCACGGCAGCUCCCAGGUUAGAAAAACUCAAGUUGAUGUUGGCCCAAGAGACCCUGCAGCUCAUGAGGGCCAAGGAGUUGUGUUUAAAUCACAAAAGAGCGGAAAUUCAGGGAAAGAUGGAAGAUCUUCCAGAACAAGAAAAAAAUAUGGACGUUGUUGAUGAAUUAGAAAUACAAUAUUAUGAAGUCCAAUUAGAACUGUAUGAGGUUAAAUUCGAGAUAUUAAAAUAUGAAGAAAUACUGCUUAUUAUACAGUUGGACUCAAUUAAAAGGCUUAUAAGAGAUAAAGAGGGGGAAGUUGUCUAUUACGACCCAUGUGAGAGUGCAGAGGAGCUUGAGGCCAUGGCUUGUGUGGCGGGGCUGCCUGGCGACGAGAACCUGGAGGCGGCCGAGCUGAGGCGGCAGCACCAGAGCCUGGAGCGCAAGCGGGGCAGGAUCUGCGCCCGGAGGGCCUGUCUCAGGAACAGACGGGAUCAGUGCAAAGAGAAUCAUCGGCUCCGACUACAACUGGCUGCGGAAAGUAUGAAACACUUUCAUCAGCAUCACAGUAUCCAGAUGAAAAGAGACAAGAUAAAAGAAGAGGAGCAAAAGAAAAAAGAAUGGAUAAACCAGGAGCGCAAGAAGACACUCCAGCGAUUGAGAGCAUUUAAAGAGAGGCGCCCGGGCGGGUCUGUAGCGACGUCGCCGUGCUCGGGGGCUGCGGCCCUGCACCUGCCAGCUGGGCUCGCCCCACAGACGGCUGCGUCCCCAGGGGAGACACCUGAUGGCAGCGAUGCGAAAACCCGCGAGGAUCGGGACUGUUCUGGAAAUACCGACCAGAGCUCUGUUCCAGCUGGUGACCAAACACGCUCCAAAUCCAGUGAGGAACUGUGGCAGCCACCGCCUCCGCCGCCCCCGCCGCCGCCACCCCUCCCUGGUCCUUACGCAGAUCGCCAGAACUCGGCCCUGAGGACUCGGGGGACAGAGGAGCCGCUUCCCCUGCGGGGCGAACCGCCUGCCGUGAGAGCGCGCCACUGCGCAGCCGCAGCCGGUCCCCGAGGCCCAGGAUCUAUGGACGAAGUGCUGGCCUCCUUAAGGAGCCGCAGGACCCCUCUGCAGAGAACGGAGGUGACCACCUCGCCCCCUCCCCGCGCCUCGUUCAGUGAGCAACUUCUGGCUGCCAUAAGGCAGGGGGUCAAACUGAGGAAAGUUCACUCCGGCCUCGACCUGAGCCCCAGCAGCAAACCGACCAGUGACCUGGAGACAAGUAUCAAGGCGGCACUCCAGAGAAUCAAGAGAGUGUCUGCUGACUCGGAGGAGGAGGACGGUGACGAGCCGAGCCCCGGCAGCGAGUGGGACCGCUGAGCUCUCCUCCACGGCCGACGGCACCGCCCGAGCGCUUGAAUGAGACGCAGGCCCAAGAUCUGUUCUCGUAAAGGCACGUGAACAGGUGGCCCGGCCACAUAACAGCCCCAGAGACCAGUGGGGCUUCGUGUGAUGUUGCGGCCUUUCUUGAAUGUUGGGGCCCCUAAAAUCAGGGCGGGACGUAGAGACGUGGGGACAUGCGCACACCAAACUGUUGGGAUCUAAGAACCCACAGUAUUAGCGGCGUAAGACAAGAGUAUUUGUUUUUCACCGAGGGUGAUCCAGAAUCAUUCUCUUCUUCCAAAAAAAGGCGACGCUACUACGUUUAGCGGCGCUGUCGUGCUACUGACCGUGUCCUCCCGUCUGUGUGGAGCCGUGGCCUCCCCACAUUUAAAGGCUUGAACGUGGGGGCGCCUGGGUGGCUCAGUCGGCCGAGCGUCCGACUCUUGGAUCCGGCUCAGGUCACGAUCUCAAGGUCACGGGAUCAAGCCCUGUGCCGGGCUCUGUGCUGACGGCAUGGAGCCUGCUUGGGAUCCUCCCCCUCUCUCUGCCCCUCCCCGGCUCACGUACUUGCACACUCUCUCAUAAAUAAACAAAACGAGAUAAAGGCUUGAUUGAAUGUGAAGAUGGUUUUAGCAAGAAUCAGAAUAAACCGCUUAUAUUCAGGAAUUCUUUUAAAUAUUUUAAAUGAAAUAUAUUUUAUGUAUCAAGCACAUAUAUAAACUUGUAAUAAAGAACUAUUUAUAACGCA